Coregonus sp. 'balchen' is the source of this 11161-nucleotide messenger RNA. The record is from the annotation of a GenBank genome assembly. NCBI's taxonomy places the organism in Eukaryota, Metazoa, Chordata, Actinopteri, Salmoniformes, Salmonidae.
AUGCAUCCUUUGAGACACUUGGCGUGCAGUCGAUGGUCGUGUCUCCUAAAUAGUAGAGCACCAUGUGUAAAAACAUUGUUCCAUGGAGAUCAGAGGAGACUGUUCAACACCUCAAACAGCCGUAUGACAAUCAUGCCUGCUUGGGUUAUCGAUAGAUACGGCAGCAAUGAUGUCCUACGGUUCACUAAAAACGCUGGGUUCCCAAUCAUCAACUAUCCGAAUGAAGUAAUCGUCAAAGUCCAUGCCGCAGGUCUCAACCCCAUUGACGUCAGCAUGAGAGGUUGGUGCCUGAUAAAGAUAUGUGGUCUUCUAGCUCGUUUGAUUCCCUUGAUGUAACUUUUUUGUAGGCUUCAUGUCAGUGGUUUUCCUAUAACCUUCAGUUCUUAGAGAACAUAGACUAUCAGAUAUUUUACAUAUAGCUUGUGCUUGACUUGGGCAAGAGCUCACCGGAGUACCAGCACCUCAAACGUUCUACUGCUUGAGCUCCUGUUCCUCUUAUAGAAUAUUAGCUCAAACGUAUUGUAGAGCUCCUGCACCAAUAUGAAGACAGAUGCAAGACAUCUUCACAUUUGUGCACACCACUAGUGAAAAGGAAUUUCAACAUCCCUCAGAGUUGACUGAGCAUAUGUUUUGCCAUUCAAAUAUGGUCUGUGUGAGAGAGAGCUAUGUGGGCAGAAUGGAUCACCCCAGGAAACGAGUAAAGCUCUUCUGACGCAAAGGGAAAGUAGACUGUGACGCAACAUGUGGUUUGGGUGUUUAAUUGUUAAUCAUCAACUCCUUACUCGCUCCCACCACUCAGCGACUGUUAAACCACAGCUAGGCCUAGAUGUGCUCUUUGAGGAUGUGGGGUGCUUGGAGUUCUUGAUGGUUACCUCUCGGUGUAUUCAGUGAUGAUCUUGCCAGCUAAUCUGUGUUCUCAUCAUCUUGUUCGUAACUGAAUCCACUUGUCUCCACAUGUACUGUUUUUGUGGUUAUUUCUAAUUGUGUUAGGCCUAAUUUCUGUGUUGUUUCUGCCCUCUCAGGUGGGUAUGGGGCUGCCACCAUGGCCAUGAAGAGAGACCCCCUGAACAUCAACCAGUCGGGCAGUGAGUUCCCCCUCAUUCUGGGCCGAGAUAUGUCCGGAGUCAUCAUGGAGUGUGGUCUGGAUGUGGCACCAGCCUACUUUAAAGAGGGGGAUGAGGUAACACAAACACAGGCCCCAGGAUGGAGUAGAAUAGGGCGGCACUUUCUGCGGGAUGGGUUCGGUGUGUGGCUCUGCGUAUUUGUUUGUGUGUGCAUGUGUGUGUGUGCCUGUGUGUGUAUUUAUACUAUAAGCCUAUGUGGCUCCACAGUUCCUCUUCAUGAAGUCAUGUCAUUGUGGCAUGUUGUGACAGUGAGGCGCUGUCUAUUUUUUGUCUCUUCUGUUAGUGCUUUGUUUACUUAAUCGAAGCACAGCUGUUGUAUAAUGCUACAUUUAAUUGCACCACCUUGGGGCAGUAGUGUAGCCAGAAAUGUGUUUGUGGGGGGGCCUGCAGAACUUUAGGUGGGCCAAAAAACACAUCUAACUUCCUGCAAUUCUACACAUUUUGCCAUGGGGCAAAGAGAAACAUGUGCAGUUUUAAAGCUAAUCUCAUGCUAUUAUACACAUUUUGACAUGAGGCUGAGAGAAAAUGUUACUGUUUUAAAGCUAAUUUCCUACAAUUCUACAGUUUUUGCCAUGGAGCAGAGAAGAACAUGUGCAAUUUCAUAGCUAAUCUCAUGCUAUUGUACACAUUUUUGCCAUGAGGCUGAGAGAAAAUGUUUCAUUUUAAAGCUCAAAUAUAGAUGUGUUGACUGUGAUAAAGGAACUGGAUUAUGAGCUUUCUUGUUUGCUAAAUUAAUAAAUGAAGUAGGCAGUGGCAUGGUGUAUAUAUGUUAUAAAUAUAUGUUAUAAAUAUAUGUUAGCCAGGUCGCAGUUGUAAAUGAGAACUUGUUAACAACUGGCUUACCUGGUUAAAUAAAGGUGAAAAAUAAAUAAAUAUAUAUAACCAUAGAAUCACAGUGACAUACUGUAUGCAUCAAUAUUAUCAUAUUCGUGGCUUAAUGGGGGUGUGGUUUACAGUUAGUUAUUUUCGGCCACCCAUCCCAUGAGUGUGAAUGUCAUUCCAGUGCACUGCUUGCUAUGAAUUAUAUUUACAUUUUUAACAUAGGGCGGCACUUAACAUACCAACCUGGGAGCCUGGGCCAGAUUAAUCGAAUCCCCUCACUGACAAGUAGCAUCAUUUAUUGGGCCCGUGGCUUGCAGCCAAUGGGGCGAUGCAUUGUCAGUGAAACACUAUCCCAUCAAAGGAUGUAAACAUAACAUACAUUGCAUGACCAAAAGUAUGUGGACACCUGCUUGUCGAACAUCUCAUUCCAAAAUCAUGGGCAUUAAUAUGGAGUUGGUCCCCCCUUUGCUGCUAUAACAGCCUCCACUCUUCUGGGAAGGCUGUCCACUAGAUGUUGGAACAUUGCUGAGGGGACUUGCUUCCAUUCAGCCACAAGAGCAUUAGUGAGGUCAGGCACUGAUGUUGGGCGAUUAGACCUGGCUCGCAGUCGGCAUUCCAAUUCAUCCCAAAGGUGUUCGAUGGGGUUGAGGUCAAGGUCCUGUGCAGGGCAGUCAAGUUCUUCCACAACGAUCUCGACAAACCAUUUCUGUAUGAACCUCACUUUGUGCACAGGGGCAUUGUCAUGCUGAAACAGGAAAGGGCCUUCCCCAAACUGUUGCCACAAAGUUGGAAGCACAGAAUCAUCUAUAAUGUCAUUGUAUGCUGUAGCGUUAAGAUUUCCUUUCACUGGAACUAAGGGGGCUAGCCUGAACCAUGAAAAACAGCCCCAGACCGUUAUCCUCCUCCACCAAACAUUACAGUUGGCACUAUGCAUUUGGGCUUCUAGCGUUCUCCAAACCAAGAUUUAUCCGUCGGACUGCCAGAUGGUAAAGCGUGAUUCAUCAGUUUAGAGAACACGUUUCCACUGCUCCAGAGUCCAAUGUCGGUGAGCUUUACACCACUCCUGCCGACGCUUGGCAUUGAGCAUGGUGAUCUUAGGCUUGUGUGCGGCUGCUCGGGCAUGGAAACCCAUUUCAUGAAGCUCUUGACGAACAGUCCUUGUGCUGACGUUGCUUCCAGUGGCAGUUUGGAACUCUGUAGUGAGUGUUGCAACCGAGGACAGGUGAUAUUUACCCGCUUCAGCACUCGGCGGUCCCUUUCUGUGAGCUUGUGUGGCCUACCACUUCGCGGCUGAGCCGUUGUUGCUCCUAGACGUUUCCAAUUCACAAUAACAGCACCUACUGGGCAGCUCUAGCGAGGCAGAAAUUUGACGAACUGACUUGUUGGAAUGGUGGCAUCCUAUGACGGUGCCACGUUGAAAGUCACUGAGCUCUUCAGUAAGGCCAUUCUACUGCCAGUUUGUCUAUGGAGAUUGCAUGGCUAUGUGCUCGAUUUUAUACACCUGUCAGCAAUGGGUGUGGCUGAAAUAGCCAAAUCCACCAGUUUGAACGGGUGUCCACAUACUUUUGUAUAUAUUGUGUAUAUCCAAACAGAGAAUAAAACAUGUCACAAUCUUGGUAUCUGUGCCACCCAUGCAGGGUCAUACCAGUGCAUGGUUGGUUAAGCCAUUGUUGUUGUUUUUCUUCUCAGGUGUGGGCAGCCAUUCCCCCAUGGAAACAAGGCAGUCUGGCUGAGUUUGUGGUGUUGAGUGCAAAUGAGGUACUGUUUUGUUUCUGACCCAUUUAUGUAUGAUGUUGUAGUUUGUUUGUUUUCCAAACCACUGUUUGCUUAUUUCUACAUUCAAAUACAUGUCAAUGUAAAUAGUCUGGGUGGCCAUUUGAUUAAUUGUUCAGCGGUCUUAUGGCUUGUGGGUAAAAGCUGUUAAGGAGCCUUUUGGACCUAGAAUUGGCGCUCCGGUACCGCUUGCUGUGCGGUAGCAGAGAGAACAGUCUAUGACUUGGGUGACUGGAGUCUUUGACAAUUUUUUGGGCCUUCCUCUGACACUGCCUAGUAUAUAGGUCCUGGAUGGCAGGAAGCUUGGCCGUAGACAGUGCCCUCUCUAGCGCCUUACGGUCGGAUGCCGAGUAGUUGCCAUACCAGGCUGUGAUGCAACCGGUCAGGAUGCUCUCGAUGGUGCAGCUGUAUAACUUUUUGAGGAUCUGAGGACCCAUGCCAAAUCUUUUUUAGUCUCCUGAGGGGGAAAAGGUGUUGUCGUGCCUCAACUACAGCCCCGUCGAUGUUAAUGGGGACCUGUUCGGCCCUCCUUUUCCUGUAGUCCACGAUCAUCUCCUUUGUCUUGCUCACAUUGAGGGAGAGGUUGUUGUCAGUGUUUCCCCUUUGAUUAGCGUAGUAGUGGGUGUGGGCGUGGCCAAUGGCGUGGUUUUACAGGCACUGUUAAAUAUAUUGCUCAAUAAUUUUUUCUUCAUACUUUAUAUCUAGUUUUAGUCGUUUAAGUUCACACUGAAAACAUUUAACCAUCCCCAAAAUUAUAUAUGUAUAAGUAAUGUGGCGGUGCGCUGCUGCCGGUGCGCUACUGCUAAAUGCAUAUAGGGGAAACACUGGCCUUUCUAUGUGAAGAGGAGGAGCAAUUAGGACUGCAGACAGACUAGUCAGCUCUGAGUUGGCAUCAUUAUGCAUAACUUUUAAUGGAUGAUUACUGAACCAUUUCAGAUAGUGACAGGUUUGGUGGGAGGUUUAUCAGGCUCAAGGUAGAAGUUGAUCUAGGAUCAGAUUUCUCUUCCCCCUAAUCCUUACCUUAACAUUUUGGAGGAUGAACAGAUAUGUGACCUACUUCUGAGUCCUGAGUGUGCCAUUUUGUGUCCGAGCCAGGUGUCCAAAAAGCCCAAAUGUCUGAGUCACAUAGAGGCAGCGGCUGUUCCUUACGUGGCUGCCACAGCCUUGUCUGCCCUGGUCAACACAGGAGGCCUCAACAAGGACAACUGUGCCAAGAAACGGCAAGUACGCACAUGCCCACGCACACACACACACGUCUCCUGCCACUUUGAGUUCAAGUUGUCUCUUUCCCCUUCUAACCCAUGCUGUUGUCCAUAUUCAUCUAAAAACUCCUCAUGUCUUUGAUCUAGUUGAUUAUUCAACUUGGUUAUUUCAUAAAAAGGCUGUCUGAAUGAGGCCUGUGGGUACUGAUCAUGUGGAGGGAAUUGGACUGUGGGCGUAGUUGGCUCUUUGGAAAUGGGCUUCAUCAGUGGCUGGCAUGGCAUUGGACUUGGCACUUUGAAUCACCUGGUUCACAUGCAAUAGAUAGAACAAUUGAACACAUUUUUGUGUAUAACUUUGAUAAAUUAUAAUUUAUUAUAAUUUAGGUGGAAUUGGCUCCAACCCUGGUGGGUAUUAGAACAGUCGGAACUGUGUUUCCCCCUAUUGAGAAUCAACCCAGAGGGAAAAAUUCAAUUUCCUGCAGCACAUUUUGAGCGUAGGGGCAAUCCAGCUAGACAGAAGAGCGACUAGAGCAUGGCGUUUGCAAUACCAGGGUUGUGGGUUCGUUUCCCACGGGGGACCAGUAUGAAAAAAAAAAAAAAAUGCACUCACUAACUGUAAGUCGCUCUGGAUAAGAGUGUCUGCUAAAUGACUAAAAUGUAAAUAUACACUGAGUGUACAAAACAUUAGGAACAACUGCUCUUUCUGACUAGGUGAAUCCAGGGGAAAGCUAUGAUCCCUUAUUGAUGUCACUUGUUAAAUCUACUUGAAUCAGUAUAGAUGGAGGAGACAGGUUAAAGAAGGAUUUUUAAGCCUUGAGACAAUUGAGACAUGGAUUGUGUAUGUAUGCCAUUCAGAGGGUGAAUGGGCAAGACAAAAUAUGUAAAUGCCUUUGAACAGGGUUAGGUAGGUGCUGGGCGCACUGGUUUGAGUGUGUCAAGAACUGCAACGCUGCUUGGUUUUUCACGCUCAACAGUUUCCCGUGUGUAUCAAGAAUGGUCCACCACCCAAAGGACAUCCAGUCAACUUGACAAAACUGUGGGAAGCUUGGGCCAGCAUCCCUGUGGAACGCUUUUGACAUCUUGUAGAGUCCAUGCCUCAACGAAUUGACACUGUUCUGAUUGAAAAAGGGUUGCAACUCAAUAUUAGGAAGGUGUUCGUAAUGUUUUGUACACUUAGUUUAAUGUGUGUGUGUUUUUUGUACACACAUUAAAUGUAUAUCAAAGUCAAAUACAAAAACCUGGAUUACUAAAGGGACAUACUUUUGUCUCCAUUAUGAAUUUGUGUUUACUUAUCUGUGUUUUAAUCCGUUGUUUUCCGUCCUCAUACAGCAUUCUGAUCCUGGGAGGUUCAGGAGGAGUCGGAACGUUUUCCAUACAGGUGAUCAUGCUGAUGAUAACCAUGAUGUUCUCAUUCUGUAGAUUCAUGACCUAAUCUUCAAUGUGACUUGAAGUUUACUUUCAAUCUUAGGUAUUCAAACCACAUCGCAGUGACGAUAGCUACAUGAUCAUAAUACAAACAAUGGUGGAAAAAAAUUGCCUUAAUCAUAAACAAACAAUUAUAUAAAUCAUAUAAAUUCUGUUCCAUAGAAAGCUGUUUAUAAUUAUGUCAGUAAUGUUAUACACUCGUCUGGGAUCGGGUGACCUAGUGUGCCACUUCACCCUUUUGCUGUGACCUCAAUCUGCACAUCUAUCUUACAUUAGUAUUUCAGGGCUGGUUCAUCUGAUCUCUCCUGUUAUAAGAGAUUAUAUGUAUACCGGCUGCACCCUCGCUCACUUCUAUACACAAGUCUUACUGAUAUUAUCAACCUCAUUCCAGGUACCUCAAAGAGUGUGUUGAUGAUGAUGUAGAUCCUGUUUUCUCAUCUCAGAUGCUGAAGGCCUGGGGAGCCCAUGUGACAGUAACCUGCUCCCAGAAUGCUGAGCGGCUGGUGAGGGGUCUGGGGGUGGAUCACGUGGUGGACUACACAGCUGGGCCUGUUGAGGUGCCCCUGAGGGCGCUGGAAAAGUGAGCUCAGACACACAAACUCAUGGGUCAGUUAGUUGUAAUCGAGGAUUGAGCACCUCUCUCUCAUAGCCAUAGUAAACUGUCAUUGGUGUGUGGGAAAAUAUGACCCUCCAUGUAAUGAAAUGAACUCUCUCUCUCCAUCUCUCUCUACCACUCCCCCCGUCCUAGGUUUGAUCUGGUUCUUGAUAAUGUGGGCGGGGACACAGAGAACUGGGCUCUGGGCCUGCUGAAGCCGUGGUGCGGUGCCAAGUACGUAACACUGGUAACGCCCUUCCUCCGUAACACGGACCGGCUGGGUAUCGCUGAUGGAAUGCUCCAGACCGGGGUCACUGUGGCAUCCAAGGCCCUCAAGGUAACUGUGGCAGUGUUUCUCUAUUUAAUGUAUUCAUACAGGUGAUCACAGAACCAUAUAAGACCUCUGCCUUGAACAUAUGCAGUAAAGUACUUACAAGACUUAUAAGGCAAGAUCCCAUCUCACUCCCCUUGCUUGUCAUCCAACCCUGACAGAGUGACACUGGCAUCCUGUUGGCAUUUGUGGUGUACAGACCGCAAAAUGUGCAGUACAUUUGAGGCUUUGUGCCUAGCAAGUUUCUUCCACUUUUUCUUACUCCCACUCAACACCUCACCACACAAUCGCAAAGAAGUACAGAUAGCUGUAUGUUUAUGUGAGUCUUAUCAGGGAGAACCAGAACUGUGAUGUGCUGAUUACAUUCAUUUAGUACAGCACUGCUGGAAUACUGUACAGUCGUAGUCAAACGUUUUGAGAAUGACACAAGUAUUGGUCUUCACAAAGUUUGCUGCUUCAAUGUUUUUAGAUAUUUGUGUCAGAUGUUACUAUGGUAUACUGAAGUAUAAUUACAAGCAUUCCAUAAGUGUCAAAGGCUUUUAUUUACAAUUACAUUAAGUUUAUGCAAAGAGUCAAUAUUUGCAGUGUUGACCCUUCUUUUUCAAGACCUCUGCAAUCCGCCCUGGCAUGCUGUCAAUUAACUUCUGGGCCACAUCCUGACUGAUGGCAGCCCAUUCUUGCAUAAUCAAUGCUUGGAGCUUGUCAGAAUUUGUGGGUUUUUGUUUGUCCACCCGCCUCUUGAGGAUUGACCACAAGUUCUCAAUGGGAUUAAGGUCUGGGGAGUUUCCUGGCCAUGGACCCAAAAUGUUGAUGUUUUGUUCCCCGAGCCACUUAGUUAUCACUUUUGCCUUAUGGCAAGGAUGCUUUACUGUUGGCAUGACACAGGACUGAUGGUAGCAUCUGGACAAGCUUUUUUCCGGAUGCCCCAAACAAUCGGAAAAUGACUUUACCCCAGUCCUCAGCAGUCCAAUCCCUGUACCUUUUGCAGAAUAUCAGUCUGUCCCUGAUGUUUUUCCUGGAGAGAAGUGGCUUCCUCUCUGCCCUUCUUGACACCAGGCCAUCCUCCAAAAGUCUUUGCCUCACUGUGCGUGCAGAUGCAGUCACACCUGCCUGCUGCCAUUCCUGAGCAAGUUCUGCACUGGUGGUGCCCCGAUCCCGCAGCUGAAUCAACUUUAGGAGACGGUCCUGGCGCUUGCUGGACUUUCUUGGGCGCCCUGAAGCCUUCUUCACAACAAUUGAACCUCUCUCCUUGAAGUUCUUGAUGAUCCGAUAAAUGGUUGAUUUAGGUGCAAUCUUACAAGCAGCAAUAUCCUUGCCUGUGAAGCCCUUUUUGUGCAAAGCAAUGAUGAUGGCACGUGUUUCCUUGCAGGUAACCAUGGUUAACAGAGGAAGAACAAUGAUUUCAAGCACCACCCUCCUUUUAAAGCUUCAAGUCUGUUAUUCUAACUCAAUCAGCAUGACAGAGUGAUCUCCAGCCUUGUCCUCGUCACCUGUGUUAACGAGAGAAUCACAGACAUGAUGUCAGCUGGUCCUUUUGUGGCAGGGCUGAAAUGCAGUGGAAAUGUUUUUUGGGGAUUAAGUUCAUUUUCAUGGCAAAGAGGGACUUUGCAAUUAAUUGUAAUUAAUCUGAUCACUCUUCAUAACAUUCUGGAGUAUAUGCAAAUUGCCAUCAUAAAAACUGAGGCAGCAGACUUUGUGAAAAUUAAUAUUUGUGUAAUUCUCAAAGCUUUUGACCACGACUGUAGCACUUCUAGGCAAAAGUAGGACUUGAACACAUUGUACUCCAGUGCCAUAAGGUUCUCACUUUAUCAGUACUGUAAUAGUUUCUAGUAACAGAAAUUGAAAGACAAUGACUCUGGGAAAUAGAAACUGAAGACAAGGUGGGUGUGUGAAGACAUGGUUUGUCUUGGGGGAACCCCAUGGAAACAUGCACCGUUCUUCUACCCAACUAUAGGUAGAAUGGCAUGGUGGAUUUGUACCAUGGGGUUUGUCCCGGGACAGUGUUAACAGUUGAAAGAGUCAGACCUUGGCUAGAAUAUAGAAGAGGUGGGGGAAUUAAGUCAACACACCUUAUCAACACCCCAUACUAUCUAUCCCUUUUUGAACACCCACAGAUCUUUCUCCCCUCUCCCUUACUGUCUCUCUCCACUCUCUAGAACAUAUGAUCUCUCAUUUCCAAGACAUAGCCUACAAAGUGAUUAGCAGUAAUGGAGCCCCCUGGGCCCUCUAAUGUCCGGGGCCAACGAUGGGAAAACAUGGCCCUCAGGCUUUGGGGAAACAAAGCUGGCUGCAAUGUUGUGGGAGUGUCGAGCUGAUCUCGCGGCCAGCCCAGUAUUAGUGGGCCUUGGGUAGUUUUGGUAGAGAGAAGGCCUCUGUCCCCAGAGAGGGAGCAUGUUACAACAGGGUACAAUUCGCUCCUCAAACCCCUGGCCUAGCAUCUCCAUGGAAACAGCCCUCAGACAGGAAUACAUAAUCCAUUUCUAAUUACUGUAGAAUGUACAUUAACAGAUUUGGUUAAUGUUUAAAUGUUUACCAAUGGUUUGGGGGUUAGACACUUUGGAGGCAUAUUUUGUUUUACUAUUACUAAUACAGAUAGUGUAUGUUCACCUGGUUUGUUAGGUGUCUAAAUGAGUUCCAAAGGAACAGCGGUUAUCCUAUUCACACACAGUGGCUCUCCUCAACAUGUCUUUCUCCUUCCAACCAUUGAAACUCUGUUAACUGUGUGUGUCAUAAGUUUGUAUGUGGCCACGGAGCAGAAGAUUGGGCACUGGUAGAAUAAAGCAUUGAUGAGCAGCACUGAAUGCAAAAGCUCAAAGUGGAAAAUAAUGAAUUGCCGAUGUAGUCUGUGGGUUCAGACAGGAAAUAAUCCACCCUCUCAGUUCCAACCUUUCUUUCUCCACAUACUCUUAGUGUUCAUAGUGCACGCACAGCGUAGUGAGAACUAAAGUGCAGACAACCGGUUUGCCAGUUGAACUGUCCUCAUUUUAAAAUCCUAUUAUCUCCCCAGAGGCUUUAUGUUGAGUAACCUUCCCCUGGACCACACCCUCCUGAGACACGACCCACAAACCCUAGCACUCAGCCGUCUCCUUUUGGAAUCCCAUCUCGAUGCUGGGAAAAAUAAUGAAUAGGAAAUGCCUUCAUGAAAGAGGGGUGCUCCACGCCCUGUCACCUGACAUACUUUGACCCUUAGACUUAGACAGUCCUCUUUGGGUUAGAAUGUCACCUCAUUAAAAAAAAAAAUGAAUCUGCGCGUUUGUGUGUAUGGUGUCUGGGAUAGAAGGUUGUUGAUACAGCCAGGGAUGCCGUUGUGUCUGUGUGGGUCGGUGUCUUGCCUUGUAUGUGCCAACACUGCCUCUCAAUGGUAUAGUGAGUGAUCGACAGCAGAAGAAUAAAACCAAUGCAUUUGUAAUGAGUAGCAUUAUAAACCAUGGAUAUACCACAUGCAAUGAAGGCAAAUGUAACCAGAGAUUCAGACAAAGGUGAUCAUCUACAUAUGUAUGUUUCUCUUUUAUAGGCCCAUAGUUAGGAGUGAGUUAUAAACUGGUAAUAAUCUCAACCUAAUUAUGGACUGAUAAGUUUGUAUGUGAAGUUUGUAGUUUGUAUAAGUUUGUAUAUAGUACAUCUGAGACACAUAUCUUGACUUAAGCAUCUGCAUGUUAGUCUGUGUAUGGGUGGAAAACAACACCAACAUUAAUGUCUUUGUUUUAUUUGAGGGUACAAAACCUUGUUCAUCUCCCUUUUUCUCCUCUGUCACUCCUAGCAUUUAUCCAAGGGAGUGCACUAUCGCUGGGGGAUGUUUGCACCCAACGGACCUGCCCUGGAUGACAUCAGCGAGAUGGUGGAUGCAGGAAAGGUGCUGUACAGUCUUAACGUGCACUUUCUCAGUUGA